AUCCGUGUACGUGAAUGCACAAGGGUCGAUUUUAAGUACGUCGGAGGGUGUUGUUUUGGGGUUGUGGGCGUGGCCAACGUAUGCAAACGAUCCACGCCUCCGAGCGCCUUUCCCCCGUGAGCAGUGACGUGACGCGAGCGGCCCGUGUUGGUUCCAGCUGACAGGCGGAGGGAGAAAAGCGAAAACCGAGGAAAAAAAUGCGCGAGUGUGUAUGUGCGCGUGAAGGUGAGAGAGGGAGGGAGCGCGCGAGAGAGAGGAAAAUAAGAGCAAUCAUCUAGCUGGCUCUCUCCACUACUGGAUUUUAUUAUUUUUUCUUUCGGGGGGAAUCUCUUUAUUUCUCUUUAUUUCUAUCAUCGGAUCAUUUCGAUCAUUUCACCUCAGAUUUGAUGGAUUAUUCCGCCCGGGAGACUUCCCACCGCCGAUUCUUCAUAUUCUGCUGAUUCUAAUCAUCUUUCUUCUCUCAGUGCACGGGACUACAGUCAGACGCCUUCUUUUCUGUUUUUAUUAUUACUGUCACUGUUUGUUGCUUCUAUCUGGAGGGACAUUUUUAGGGAUUCUGUCAAGCUGACAGCCGAGCUGGACCGGUUUUGUUUCCACAAGCUCGAAGAGGACUUGGGUCAAUCGUUCAGAAGUGCGGCGGUGUUUGUUGCGUUCGAGAGGAACGCGGUGACAGCAACUCCAGAGGGAUGAAUUAAACCUGCUCAGCAUGCUGCCAUUUUGAAGAUAGACCCCCCCUCCACCCCCAACCCACCACCCUCAGUUUUUAAAUUUUAAUUUCUUUUUGCACAUUUUACAUGGGCCGAGGGAAAAGCGGGAUUUCAAGAGGAGAUCUCACGCACGCCUCACCUGUCUGCUCGCCUUUUUUACGGCACGCGCGUUAACUACAAUCUCUGAGUGGAUUAUUUUGAUCUUGAGCUCCAACUCUGCAGGUUGCUCCGCUCCACCUCCCUCCACCUACCCCCUCCACCUCCUCCUCCUCCUUCUUUUCCCUAGAAGUUAUGUCAAGGCCUCUCACGCAGCUCCUGCCGCCGGAUCUCCCUGCAGGGGCCACCAGUCCGCAGUUUGGGGCCAGCAACCCGGCUGGAAGUGGCCCCCAAGGCGGACACCUGACCUCCAUGACCAACCUGAAGUCUCUACUCCAGCUGCCAAUCAAGGCCGACCAGAGGGUCACCAAGGACUGCUGCGAGAUGAAGGACAAAGACAAGCCGCAGGACUCUGAUGAAGACUCGCUGGGCAUCAACAACGGAGGCCCCGGCGGGACGGGAGGGACCCCAGGAUCCGGUCCGCUGCGACCCAACUCCCAGUCGGCCUUCCUGGGGCCACUGCUGUGGGAAAGGACCCUUCCAUGCGACGGAGGCCUCUUCCAGCUGCAGUACAUGGAUCUGGAGGAGUUCCUGACUGAGAAUGGGAUGGGCAUGCAUAGUAACGGGCCCAGCUCAACCAGCGCCCAAAUACCCUCUCAGAGCUCCCAGUCUGCAGUGCCGAACCAAAGCUCCCAGUGUCCUCCCACAUCUCCUCCACCUUGCUCCUCCUCCUCCUCCUCAAUGUCUUCUUCAUCUUCCUCCUCCUCGCUCCUCGGAUUGGAGACCGUUCAGCCACAGGCCCCGCUGCCGCCACCUCAACAGCAGCAAGGCAUGAUGGGAGGUCCAGAGUUACUAAAUGGUGGGCAGUCAGUGCCCCAGGACCCCUCACCCACUUCCACCUGCCCUCCAGGGCCGCCGGGGCCUCCGGCUGGUGCCAACGGCAGCAGCGACGUCAUGGUGAACUUUGACCCUGACCCGGCAGACCUGGCACUGUCCAGCGUGCCAGGGCAGGAGGCGUUUGACCCACGGCGGCAUCGCUUCUCAGAGGACGAGCUGAAGCCUCAGCCGAUGAUCAAAAAGGCUCGCAAGAUGCUCGUCCCAGACGAACAGAAGGACGAGAAGUACUGGAGCCGGCGUUUGAAAAACAACGAGGCGGCCAAGCGCUCGCGAGACGCACGGCGACUGAAGGAGAACCAGAUCUCGGUGCGCGCCGCCUUCCUGGAGCGGGAAAACGCCACCCUCCGGCAGGAAGUGGCCGACAUGAGGAAGGAGCUAGGCCGCUGCAGAAACAUCAUCAACAAGUACGAGAGUCGGCAUGGAGACUUGUGAAGACGGAGGAGGACGACAAAAGAGGGGAAGGAUCUGGAGAGGAAGAGGAGUUGAGAGAAGGGUACGACCCAACAACAGCAGCACUUUAGUUGAAGUGACGAGGGGGCAAAGCCGGAGUAGAUCUGCAGUAAGCGCUGUGUGACACCAGGCGCAAACAUGGCCUGUUUGGUCCAGUUUUAGCAGGAUGCCACGACAAAAAAAGCGCAGUGAUGCCACUUUACCCCAGUUUGACUCUUCAUAUUUGCUGUUUCACUGAAUCCACACUCUGUACUGUACGGUCACACCGCAUCCGUCCCCUCCGACGCUGUGCUUGCGCCCGGUGUUGCACUGCGUUUUUUGCAGGUAGUGCAUUCUGACCUGCUGCUCUGGCCAGUUCAAACAGGGUGUUGAGUUCACAGUAUGCCAGUGAAAUGUCACUUUUUAAGCUCAAGGCAUGGACACAAGCCAGGAGAGAUCAGAGGUGUAAUUGUUUUAUGGGUUUUUUCUAUAACUAGUACAAAAAUCUUAUAUUUUUGAACUGGGCAGGAAGGUAGAACUAGUCCAGCAAAAUGGUGGGGGAGGAGGAUGAGGAAGAUGUGCAGGGUUUUCGUCCAGAACGCAAAGAGAUUUUGACAAAUGAUUACUGUAUAUUUUUCUAUUAGCAGAGAUAUUAAGGAGGAGGAUUUUAGAGACAAUCUUUUGUACAUUUUAUAUAUUGGGGAAGGGGCGGGGAUUUCAGCUGGACAGUCACGGGGCCACAUAUAACUCUUUUCCUCUCAGCUGAUUAUUGCUAGUAAACAAAAAGAUCUAUUUUCAAUGUUACGGAGCGGGUUAGUCAGAGGAAGAUGUGUAACAGAGAAUGUAUCAAGGUUGAAUCAGGUAUUUCACACAGACAAGGCGAGGUAACUCAGUAAUGAUUUUUUUUCUUUACGAGAAAGGGCGAUGGAAGCAUGACCAGAGGAAGAAACAAAACCUGUAUAGCUUAAAGAAACUUUAGUGUUUGUUUUUUUCCUUGUGAGCUCGGUUUGAGCACUUGAGUUGUUUUCUUCUACUUGAUUCUGUGUCUGACUUUUAAUAAUCACAGGGCUUUUUUUUUUGUCAAGGUGAAGGAGAAAAGGAAAAAAAAAAUAAUAACACAGGAAGUAAUUAGCCAUCCAAACAGCUGGAUGUGAGCAGAUGUUUGAGAGCAAAGAAAAAUAGAGCAGUGUUUUGCUGGCAGGUUUGCAUUUAAUUAGGAGAAGAGCUGCUCACGUGUAUUUUCUAUUUACUCCUCAGUCAUGUCCAGGAAAUGUGCUAACUGGUUUAGGGUUGUGACUGAAAAUGUCAGCAUGCAGACACAAACAAACACACCGACACGCCCAGUCCUCUCCCUUAUUUGAAUCUUUAUUGUUGUUGGUGAUGUUGUUAUGGACUUCUAUGGUGCUGACCUGAUCCUCCACCUGACAAACACACACACAAACAGACAAUAAUCAUAUUUACACAUAUGCAAACACACAUCUGAAACACAUUACUGAACUGCCUAUACAUUUUCUUUGUCUUUUAUUCUUAUUUUUAGUUCACAUUUUCUUUCUUUUAUUGUGUAUCGUAAUGAAAACUCCUAUAUAGAUUUACACACAAACACUUUAUCUAUACCUCUCCUUCAAACUUUACCCAAUGAGAAAGAGAAACGCACCCUACUGCUACUGUACCAUACAACUGUACUAUUAAAUAUUAAAGUAUUCACUAGAUAUAUAUAUGUGUAUACGAUAUAUGCUUGAAUUAUGUGAUUAUAGUUGUAACAUACAUAAUUGAAUAUAUUGCAGAAAAAAAACAAGAUUUCUCUCAGGUGUUUCUUUUUUUGUCUGAGGUAUAAAAUCUGUUUGACUAUGAUAAUAAAAACAGGAGCAAAAAAAAAUCUUUCAUCAAAAACCAGAUUUUUGGAGGGUUUAUUGGAAGAAAAAGUUGUAGUCUAAUGUUUAGUUGUUAUUUUAGUCCAGUUUAUAACCAACUCACUUCAAUAUUUCAGAGAAAGUUAAACAACAGGCCUCAGGACUUUUCACUAAUCCCCACAGUUACUGUUGCUCUGCCUGUCAAGCUCUGGAUUCAGGAAUGAAAUAAAGGCUUAAUAUGAAAGUUGACCAUGAGGUGCUGCUACUUUUUGUUGGUAAUCAUGAAAAAGAAAAGAAGACUAUAAUUUUUUUAUAUUAGUACUAGAAGAUGCACACUUUUUACCAUUGAUAUUUCUAGUGAUUAUGUUUUAGAUCCACCAUCUUAUCCAAAUAUUUGUUUCUGACUCCAAUAAAGCCCCGCUUGGUCAAAGCUCAAUGCUAACAUGCUAAAAUGCUAAUAUUGAAUCUCUUCCCACUGACACUUGACACUGAAUCAGCAUUUUAGCUAAAAAUAAAAAAGUUUUUCCUAUUUGUUUUAUAUUUAACUGUUAGCUGGGAAAUAAAUUCAAGACCUGGAUCUCAUUUUAAAGAGAAAUGUUUUGUUAAAAUAAGAAGGUUUCUCAUGUUUAAAUAUUGAAUGACAAUAAUAGCUUUAUUGUCUGAUUAAAGAUAUUAAAAUAUAUUAAACAUGAAUAAAAUAUUUCAGAUUAAGAAAGAAUCAAGAUAUUCUUUUACAUUUUCAUGUUAGUGAUACUGCCAUUAUCACCACCUUCAGGCACUCAAUCAGGUUUACAGCAAUUUCAUCUGUGCUGUUUUUUACAGUUUUUCUACAUUUUAUUCAGAUAUAGAAGAAAUUAGAAAAUUGUUUAUAUAGAUAAAAGUACAGUUAAUAUGGUGGAACCAGAUGGUAAUAAAAUUCUUCUAAUAUGAUAAUGAAAAAAUAGUUUGAAGUAGAAGGACAUUUUGGACAUUUUGUUUUGCUUCAACACUGACAUGCUAUUUCAAACUUUCGGAAUCAAAAAGUUACAGUCUUUCUAAAUGCACCACAAUGUGGUGCAUUAAGUCCAAAGCUUGACAGGCAUCUCGUUGUGGUCCAUUACACGCUAACAGAGGUAGGGAUGUUGUGAAUCAUUUUAGAACUGCCCAGUUCUUAUUUACACAUAGCAACUGUACCAUUUUUUUACCUGCUAUAUAGUCACAGUUGUAAUUAUUGCUGCUCUUGUAUUUCUUUUAAAUAGCUUCCUGCCUGUUUUCUUUAGGAGAUGUUGUGUUUUGAUUUUUGGCACAUCACCCUUUGAUUCCCAACAGCAGCUUUUAUUUAAUCUGCAGUGAGUAUGUGUAAACCUUUUUCUUGUCCUCUUUUUAAGGUAAUAUUUCUAGUCUGACACAAACUUUUGACUAUAAAUCCCCAUACAAAGGAAUCUCAAAGCUUCUUCCAAGUGCAUAUGAAAGUUUCUGUUCUUUCUUGAGAUAUCUGGGAUUUCUGAUUUCCUUUCACACACCUUUCAGAAACCUUUUGACAGUGCUAUUUUUCUAUGUAAUUGUGUUGUUGAGCGUGUUGCAAUUUUCUCUGGUGGGUGUUUGAGCCCCAGUUUUCACAUGGAGGCAGCAACAAUUUGCUGUUGUCGACAAUGCGGGUAAUACUGACAAUAAUGAUGAUAACAAUAAUGGACACAGCCUUGAUAUUUCUUCUCAACUUUGUGGAUUCUCAGCCAACUUCUCCUUGUCGUGAUUGACUGUUAUUAACUACAAGCGCAACUCCAGCCGGACUCCUCACUAGUAUUGUGCGCAGUCCACAGCGUUGAUGGCAUAUGUUGGUAUUUUUUUCUCCCUUCAGACACAAAUAAAGGCUAAUCCCUAUUCACUGACAAAA
Molecule: messenger RNA, 5852 nt
Organism: Xiphophorus couchianus (Monterrey platyfish)
Lineage: Eukaryota; Metazoa; Chordata; Actinopteri; Cyprinodontiformes; Poeciliidae
Gene: dbpa
Product: D site albumin promoter binding protein a
Exons: 5
Coding region: 999-2132 (377 amino acids)
Biological process (GO): regulation of transcription by RNA polymerase II
Cellular component (GO): nucleus
Molecular function (GO): DNA-binding transcription factor activity, RNA polymerase II-specific; RNA polymerase II cis-regulatory region sequence-specific DNA binding
Source: RefSeq, a predicted model, not a curated record